AUGAAGCUAUACCAAGGAUUAACGUUGGAUUGCUUACAGCAUAUGAUUAAUGGCAGUACUCUUAUCAAAGUGAAGGCCAGUUCCCGACAAUACCGACGAUUCUUCACAUUAGAAGAGGACUUAACAGCCGUCCGAUGGUUGCCGUCAUCGAAGAAGUCGUCCAAAGCUAGACUGUCGAUUCGGAGCAUCCGAGAGGUGAGACCCGGAAAGAACACCGAAGUGAUGAAGAAUAAGGAGAUCGCCGGCACCUACUCUGAGGACUGUAUCUUUUCGGUCAUACACUCCGACGAGUUUGAAUCGCUCGAUCUCAUCGCACUGUCACCUGAAGAGGCAAACAUUUGGGUCACAGGACUUAACUUUCUGAUCGGAGUCAACAAAUGCGUUCAGGCGCCGGACUCUAUAGAGGGCCGACAGAAGAUGCGGGAGAAGUGGUUGCAUCAGGUGUUUGAUGCGGCGGACAGCGACCAGAAGGGAAUGUUAGACGAAUGGGAAACCAUUGCACUCAUGAAGAAACUCAAUGAUAAGCUC
Molecule: messenger RNA, 528 nt
Organism: Oppiella nova
Lineage: Eukaryota; Metazoa; Arthropoda; Arachnida; Sarcoptiformes; Oppiidae
Source: the annotation of a GenBank genome assembly